AUGCUGCCGGCCUUCGACACCGAGCACGGGAUGCCGCACGCGUCCGUGGACGUCGGCACGGGCGACGCGGGCAAGCACACGUGGCAGCAGGCGAAGAACGCCAACACGGUCCUCGCCGAGCCCACGACCAUUCAGGUGGAGUUCCGCUACCUCUCCCACGCCACGGGCAACCCGACGUACAAGAGGCUGGCGGACAGGGCGGAGAACACCGUCCUGGCGGCGGCGGGCGGCCGGGGCCUCGUGCCGCUCUACCUGAACAACAAGGCUGCGAAGCCGUCCUUUGUUGGCACCAAGAUAUCCCUCGGUGCGAUGGGUGAUUCGUACUACGAGUACCUGCUCAAGCAGUGGGUGCAGACGGGCCGGGUGGAGCAUCGCUUCAAGGAUGCCUGGAAGCUGACCGUGAAGGAGAUGGUCUCGCAGCUCGUCGUGAGGACCCAGGGCGGCCUCACGUUCAUCACCGAGAAGGAGAGCGGCAAGCCGAAGUUCAAGAUGGACCACCUGGCCUGCUUCGUGUCCGGCAUGCUCAUGCUCGGGGCGCGCACGUUGCCCCCGGAGGAGGUCGACCCCUACUGGGAGGAGCUGGCGGCGGAGGUGGCCCGCACGUGCUACGAGAUGUACCGGCGGAGCCCCACCGGCCUCUCGCCGGAGUACGUCAACUUCAAGGUCGAGAAGGGCAGCGGCGAGGACAUGGUGUUCCCCCAGGACGCACCCCACAACCUGCUCCGCCCGGAGGCCAUCGAGGCCCUCUACUACAUGCACUACUACACGGGCGAUCCGAAGUACCGCCGUUGGGCGCACGAGAUGUUCGGCGCCUUCCAGAAGCACUCCCGGGCGCGCUUCGGCUUCUCCGCCGUCGUCGACGUGCGGAAGAGCUCGCCCUCGAAGCGGGACUCGCAGGAGAGCUUCUGGCUGGCAGAGACGCUGAAGUACUUCUACCUCAUAUUCUCGCCCAGGAGCACGCUGAGCUUGGAGGAGUUUGUACUCAACACGGAGGCCCACCCACUGCGGAUGUGGACCGCGGACCUGCAAGCAGGAUCCCCCUAG
Prorocentrum cordatum is the source of this 1044-nucleotide messenger RNA. The record is from the annotation of a GenBank genome assembly. Lineage: Eukaryota; Dinophyceae; Prorocentrales; Prorocentraceae.